Molecule: messenger RNA, 4576 nt
Organism: Micropterus salmoides (largemouth bass)
Lineage: Eukaryota; Metazoa; Chordata; Actinopteri; Centrarchiformes; Centrarchidae
Gene: plcd3a
Product: phospholipase C, delta 3a
Exons: 15
Coding region: 292-2658 (788 amino acids)
Biological process (GO): intracellular signal transduction; lipid metabolic process
Molecular function (GO): phosphatidylinositol-4,5-bisphosphate phospholipase C activity; calcium ion binding
Source: RefSeq, a predicted model, not a curated record
GGUGGGCGUAGGCUAAAGUGUGCGCCUUGUUUAGAGUCGUAUUACGAAAAGGCACGAACAUCAGCGUCGGGGAGGGACUUUUUUUACAUGUGGAAAAGGAAUAACUCUUGAGCUUGGCUCUCUCUCUCCUGCUCUCUCUCUCUCUCUCUCUGUGCAAGGCCUUUCUCGGACAGCACAAAUCUGCACCUGUGCUCUCACACUUAAUGUUUACCCAGGGUGAACAGGCGAGCCUCUGGCGUUACAGUUUGUUGCUUGCAGUUAUUUUCGCCGGAGUUUCCGUAAGUUGGAACAAUGUUUGGAAGCGGCAAGUCAGCGGACCCCAGUCCCAGACAGCAGAGGAGGAAAGUGGGGGCGAUGGACCCCAGCAGGAUGCUCGGGCUGCUGGACAAUGAGGACAUUCGCAUGAUGAUGCAGGGCUCCAACAUGGUGAAGGUCCGCUCUCAGAGAUGGCAGAAGAGCCGCAACCUGCGGCUGCUGGAAGACGGACUCACCGUGUGGUGCGAGUCCACAAAGAGCUCCCGCAAAGCAAAAAACCAGCAGACAUUCGCAGUGACAGAAGUGGAGUGUGUGCGUGAAGGCUGCCAGUCCGAGGCGCUGAGGCUUCUGUCUGGAUCAGUGUCGGAGAAUCAGUGCUUCACAGUGAUCUUCAGAGGAGCCAGGAAGAGCCUGGACCUGCUGUGUACCUGUGAGGAUGAAGCUCAGCGCUGGGUGCGAGGGCUCCGCACUUUGAAGGAUUACGUGGCCAACAUGAGUCAGAAUGAAAAACUGGACCAUUGGAUCCGAUGCUACCUGAAGCGAGCAGAUCAGAAUCAGGAUGGCAAGAUGAGCUACGAUGAGGUCAAACGGUUGCUCCAGAUGAUCAACAUUGACCUGAGUGAGCAGUAUGCCCGCUCUUUAUUCAAGAGGUGUGACCGAUCCGGCGAUGGUCGUCUGGAUCAUAUAGAGAUUGAGGAGUUCUGCAGGGAGCUGCUGCGACGGCCUGAGCUGGAUGCCGUAUUCAGACACUAUUCGAGUAAUGGUUGUGUGCUCGCCACUGCUGAGCUGCGUGACUUCCUGGGAGACCAAGGAGAAGACGCCUCAUUGAAUCACGCUCAGCGCCUCAUACUCACCUAUGAGCUCAAUGACUGGGCCCAGAAGAACCAGUUCAUGACCCAGAAUGGUUUCACCAUGUACAUGCUGUCCCAGCAGAAUGAUGUGGUUAACCCUGACCAUACCAGAGUCUACCAGGACAUGAGCCACCCUUUGGCCCAUUACUUCAUCUCCUCGUCACACAACACCUACCUUACCAAGGACCAAGUCACCAGUGCCAGCAGCACUGAGCCAUACAUCAGGGCUCUGAAUCAGGGCUGUCGCUGUGUGGAGCUGGACUGCUGGGAUGGAGAUAAAGGUGAACCUGUCAUCUACCACGGCCACACUCUCACCUCCAAAGUGCCUUUCAAAGAGGUCAUUGAAACCAUCGACCAGUACGCCUUCAAGGCGUCCCCAUAUCCUCUAAUCCUGUCUGUGGAGAACCACUGUUCUUUGGAGCAGCAGGCUGUUAUGGCCAAACACCUCCGCACCAUCUUGGGCAGCAAACUGCUCACCAAGCCCCUCUCUGCCCAGCCACAGAAGGAUCUUCCUUCUCCUGAGGAGCUGAAGGGGCGUAUUCUGAUAAAAGGGAAGAAGCUGAUUCCUCACUUGGGCCAGCUGGGCAAGAAUGGCAGCUGUGCCAGCUUCUCCUCAAGCUCUGAGGAUGAACCAGCAAGCAGCAAUAAGAACACACCUAAGAAGGAUCCUGCAAAGGACUGUGCUAAACUGAGCCCGGAGCUAUCAGAGCUGGUGGUGUACUGCAGAAGUGUCCCCUUCAGUGGGUUUGAAAAUGCUUCUGAAAAACCUCCAAAUGAAUUGUCCUCCUUCUCUGAAAGUGAAGCCCUAAAGCUCAUCAAGGACUCAGGAAAGCUUUUUGUGAGACACAACAGCAGGCAGCUGAGCCGGAUCUACCCCUCCGGCCAGCGGCUCCAAUCAUCCAACUAUGAUCCUCAGGAAAUGUGGAACGGCGGCUGCCAGAUGGUGGCUCUGAACUUCCAGACACCAGGGGAGCAGAUGGACCUGAACCAGGGCCGCUUCCUCCCCAAUGGUCGCUGUGGAUACAUCCUCAAACCGAGCUUCCUGCGCAGCCGCUCGUCCAACUUUAACCCAGAGAACACGGGAGGAGGCCCCGGUCACGUCCCCACUCAGCUGACUAUACGAAUUAUAUCUGCACAGCAGCUGCCAAAAAUCAACACAGAGAAGGCCAGCUCCAUUGUGGACCCACAAGUGUGGGUGGAAAUUCAUGGGGUGGCUAUUGAUAAUGCAAGAAAUAAAACCCAGCGCAUUGACAACAAUGGUUUUAACCCACGAUGGGACUGCACUCUGAGCUUCCAGUUGCAAGUCCCUGAAUUGGCUCUGGUGCGAUUUGUAGUGGAGGACCAUGAUCACACUGCCAAAAAUGACUUUGUGGGGCAGUUUACUGUACCUUUCACAAGCCUACGAACAGGUUAUCGACAUGUUCAUUUAUUGAAGGCAGAUGGUUCCAGUCUAUCCCCCGCCACACUCUUCAUCCAUGUCAAAGUGAUCCGCAAAGGAGUUCCCAUCAAAACUGUGGCCGAGCAUAUAGCCAUUGCCAAAGGCAAGCCAUGAUGGGCAUCUGAACAAGGUGUGAAAGCUGACAACAAAGGGCUUUGGAAAAGGAGCUCUAAAUGUGAGGAGAGAGAGAGAGAGAGAGAGACUACUGCUGCUGCCAGCCGGUCUCCCAGUCCAGACCUCAAGUGGUGCAGUUUACAUUGAGCCACUUCCCAAUGCAGGGAGAAAGAUGUCAUUUAUCAGAAAUGCAGAAGUGCGCUGGCUCUUAGCAAAUGAAUUGCCCCGGGCUAGAUAAUGAAUCCAUGAUACACUGUGGGAGUAUCUAGUCUCGUCAGUGCUGAGUGCUCUGGAAACAGAGCACUGAGUAUUGUGGUUCAUGAAACAUACUGAUAUAGGACUGGUUACAAAAUUAAUUUUAAUGUUCUCAACUCGUGUGUCUAGGUUAUUCUCUUAAUCUUUUGAGCCGAUGUGUUAUUUCGUCCUUUUAUAUGUUUUGAUUUGAGAAUUAUUUUAACAUUUUUACACUUAAUAUUUGGCUUAAACUUAAAAGAGUGAGAAUAGUUUAAACAAAAAAAGCACUUACUUAACUGAGGCUGCCUCAUAAGCACUAAGUAGGAAUGACUGCGUGACUGGCUGUGAAUACAAAAUGAUAUAUUACUGUUUUACAAAUACGUAAUAAUGUUUCGAUGAUCAAUAUUUACUGUAAAACUUCAAUUAAUAGCCAGGACUUGUAUUUGCUUCAAUCCCUAAAAUCACACUGCCUAUAAUUAGGACAGCCGUCUAUUUGGAACAGGCCUUUAAUUCCUUUCGCAACAAAACUCUUGCUCAGCAGAGAUGGUAAAUAGGCUGUUUAUUUAAACUGGCAUGUAUUACUCGCCUACUAUUAUUUACCAGUAUUGUAUAAAACAUUUGAUCAGAUAACAUAUUAAUUAUGAAUCAUUCAUUUGCUCUAGCUCUGAGAGACAGUGCAUUUAGGCCAACCUCAUGCGCAUUAAGAGAGAGAGAACGGUAGGAAUCAUCAAGGAAUGGACACAUAUUCUGGCUUUAUGACCUUUUAAAAGUAGUGAGUUGCCACUUUUUUCCCUGUCUUUCUUGUUGAAUAAUACUUUGCUGCUCAUUGUUUGUGAAAAAUGAACUAAACGACUAAAUUGUGGAGAAUCUUACCAAUCUUACGAUGUGUCAUAUGUCCAUAAUUAGAAAAGUUUAAACAUUUGUAUGUACAAACUAACAGAACUGGCUCAAGCGAGUGACCCGGUGGGCUUUAAGAGGCUUUUUUACAACCAAAGAAAUUCUAUAAAAGGGGUCUAAUUGAGACCUGUGUUUAUUUGUGAAAACAUGAAGCCACACCAGGCCAGUAAAAGGGACAGGCUGAUUGGGACUAGGCUUUUAAUUGAAGUUUUACGGUAGAUAGUCUUAUCAGAUACUUGGCACUUUUAAUUUCUCUCAGGAGAAAGAUUUUAUUUUCUGAGACAAAUAACAAUUUAUUUUCACAACUUACAAAUGAACUUGAAAUGUACAGAUAACUGACUUGCAGAUAGAUGUUUACUUAUGUUUUUAAAAUGUUAAAUUGUUGUAUUUGCGUCUGCAUCACUUCACACUUUAAAAUAAGGAUGUGAGUCAAAUUGUGUUUUUAGGAUAUUUGCCUGUGGGCUUCUUGACAACCUUGAGUAAUUAUUUUUGUUGCCAGGUCCUUAGAUUUAGAUCUUAAAAAAUUACAACCACCAAUUACUGUAGGCUACAGUGAAUCAUUUAAUACUCUUAUAAAGAGGUUCCCUAAUAAUAAAAUGGUGCCGUAAUGAAAGGUUCUGCACAGGGUUUACUUUAAUUACAGAUAUGAUCAGGAUGGGUUGCAAUAGCAUGUAGCAAAUGUUGAUGACUUUGCAUUUUGAAAGCUUAUAGCCUAUGUUGUGUGAAUGGCAGUUAGUAUUAUGUGUGUUAGAGAAAAUACCGUUUUCAUAAAAGCACUAAUAACACA